Linum tenue is the source of this 852-nucleotide messenger RNA. NCBI's taxonomy places the organism in Eukaryota, Viridiplantae, Streptophyta, Magnoliopsida, Malpighiales, Linaceae. The record is from the annotation of a GenBank genome assembly.
UCUCCUUCUUUCCAUCUAGCGGCCGCCUAAGUCCUAACCCUCUCUUCUCCCGAAGAAAAAAGAACAGAAUACAUAGAAAGGAAGCUUCUCUCUCGCUCACUUCCUCCUUCCUCUCCCAAAAGAAAAUGACUCACAAUCCUCCCGUUCCAGCUCUCUAUUCUUUUCUGGUGCUGAAAAGGAAUAGGAUGUGAGGAAGGCCGGCUGCAGCGACGAUGACGUCUACUAAUUCCUCCGGUGACGAUGAUGACAUCGGGGAUGGGAAUCAGAGAUUGAAACGGAAUCGACAGUGGCGAAGGACAAAGGGGAGCACCGAUGACGACAAAAGAUGACGCCGCCGCCGGCAAUCGACGAAACCCUUCUGAGAAGAAGGAAGGCAGUGCAAGGAAGAAGAAGAAGAGGAAGUUCGACGAGGGGAAAGAAGUCUGGGUAUUUUUUGUUUUCAGAGAGGGAAGGGAAUAUCUGGGGAAGAAGACGAAGAAGAAAAGAGUUCAGCAGCCGAUGAAGAAGAAGCUGUCCGACUUUUUAGUUCUAUAUUUUUAUGUGCUUGAGAGAUGAGAGGUUUUUUUCUUUCUGUUGGUUGCUUUUGGAAGGGGAAAGGAAAAAUCCAGAGGAAGAAGAAGCCAGCCAGCCCCCUUAUCUAAGAGCCAAAGGGCUCUUUUUAUAGAACAAGGCAGCUUAGGGAACAAGUAAGCUACAGUGUUGGUUAUGGGUUGGAUCGGACCGAUAUGGGUUUGGUCAGACCUGUUCUCUGAUCGGUUCGACUUUGUUCACUGAUUUGGUUGAGGGUUGACUUGGGCAGUUUUGAGCUUAAUUGUAAAAUUGGAAUUAUUAAUUGUUCUAAUUAUGUAGUUA